Messenger RNA from Spathaspora passalidarum NRRL Y-27907, 764 nucleotides. RefSeq lists its product as uncharacterized. The record is from RefSeq and is a predicted model, not a curated record. Gene Ontology annotation, biological process: protein targeting to membrane; peptidyl-L-cysteine S-palmitoylation. The transcript has a single exon. The coding region runs from base 10 to 708 and encodes 232 amino acids. Lineage: Eukaryota; Fungi; Ascomycota; Pichiomycetes; Serinales; Debaryomycetaceae. Gene Ontology annotation, cellular component: extrinsic component of endoplasmic reticulum membrane; endoplasmic reticulum palmitoyltransferase complex.
ACUCCACACAUGAGCACCACCAACGACAAUAAUAGCAACCCCAAAUUGUUCCUGUCAGGACCAUCAACGUCUGAACCAAAUGACCUCUCAUUUUUUAAUUAUCAUGAAUUUCUAGUUCCUCAAUCAAAAUAUUCCCUAGUCAUAAAUCAUUACCCGAACAAUUACGCCAGUUCUAAUUCUACUACACAGUUAAAUACAAGAAUAAUACGAAUACCACGAUGUUACGAAACUACUGAAUUCUCUGAUUUGAUUCCCCUGUUUUCUUUGUACUAUCCUGGUAAAGAACCUGGAGCAAUAACGCAAGAACACCUUGAUGUACAGGGAACUUACGAUGGAAAUAUAUUUGGAAUUACUUCAGAUUUUCGUCUAGAAAUUAACUCUAACGAACUACAAGAGAUAGUGAGGCAAGUAAAUCAAUAUUUAUAUAAUGCCUUCUAUCCAUAUAGUAUACCCACAUUAUUUGAAAACGUAUUGGAUCUAAUCACGGGAGGAAUGUUUUCUCAGUUAUCAAAUCUUGUUGGUGUACGAUCGCACACCAAGAGAACAUUAUUACAAUUGGAACAGUAUAUUACGGAUGUCAAUAGUAAGUUUAAAGAAAGAGAAAUUGACGUUGUUAUAAUUUCACCUAGAAAAUCAGGAUAUUUAUCAGUAUGUAUAGCUUUUUGCUUUGCAAAAGUUGGAAUACUACUAACAUAUAGUUUAGCUUGACAUUCAAUUACCCAAACCAACUAAAUAGAUUAGAUAUUUAUAUGCACAUAGUGACG